AGAAGCAGAACUGACAUAGUACACUUUCUUUUCAGAAUUAUGAGUUCAUGGGAGUGAAACCAGAUAUAAGAAAAUCCUGCUUGCUUUUGGGGAUAAAUAAGAUUUAAUACUUGGGUGAGAGACAAAAGGUACCACCACUUAGACAUCAAGAUGACGUUCUCUGGUACGCAGGACAAGUGCAAGGCUUGUGACAAAACCGUGCAUUUCAUUGAUCUCCUCACCGCAGAUAGCAUUCCGUACCACAAAUCUUGCUUCAGAUGCAGCCACUGCAAAGGCACACUUUCGAUGUGCAGCUAUUCCUCCAUGGAUGGGGUUCUUUACUGCAAGACCCAUUUUGAACAGCUGUUCAAGGCGACAGGCACCUUCAGCAAAAACUUCCCCACAGGUCCGAAGGCAAAUAAUGAACAGUCUAAGGUCCCCAACAAGUUAUCCUCUCUGUUCUGCGGAACUCAAGACAAGUGUGCUGCCUGCAACAAGACUGUGUACCCAUUGGAGAAGAUCACAUUGGAGGGCGAGCCCUACCACAAGACCUGCUUCAAAUGCGCUCGCGGCGGCUGCCUCCUGACGACCGCCACGUACGCCUCCCACAACGGGAUCCUCUACUGCCAGAUCCACUUCUGGCAGGUGUUCAAGGAGACCGGCAGCUACAGCAACCUGCUCAAGCCUGCGCCCGCGAAGAACGCCGCUGGCGAGCCCGAGGCCGCAAAGGCAGAGGCAGCCAAGGAAGAAGCGUCACCGGAGCAGGUCCCCGAAGCCCCAGAGGACCAGGAGCACUGAAGUGAAGCACCCACACGCGAUCCGCGCAGGCAUACACUGCACACGUUGCUUGGAUUUUAGCUGUAUAUCGUGCCCGGGCAAUAAAAUAUUUAUAUUGCAAUACAUAUUGGAUUCAACAUGACAAUAAUAAAUAUGAAAUCAAAUACAAAUAUGGAAUAAGUA
Setaria italica (foxtail millet) is the source of this 939-nucleotide messenger RNA. Its product is annotated as LIM domain-containing protein PLIM2c. The transcript is spliced from 6 exons. The record is from RefSeq and is a predicted model, not a curated record. Bases 151 to 777 code for a protein of 208 amino acids. Gene Ontology annotation, molecular function: actin filament binding. Gene Ontology annotation, cellular component: plasma membrane; actin cytoskeleton. Gene Ontology annotation, biological process: actin filament bundle assembly. Lineage: Eukaryota; Viridiplantae; Streptophyta; Magnoliopsida; Poales; Poaceae.